UCGUUCAUACUUUCGUCUGCGGUCGAGGACGAGCAUGGCCGCGAAGACGAAGGCAAAGACUCUCAUCGUCCGUUUGAUCUCGACGGCACAGACCGGGUUCUUCUAUACCACACAGCGACCGAGGGUAGGCCCGAAGUUGUCUGCCAUCAAGUACGACCCGAAGGUCAAACAACGGGUUCUGUUUGUCGAGAGCCGAAAGACAAAGAAAGGCUGAAGCGCCGCGAAAGCGAGAUAUAAUGCAUACCGCUGCCGGGUCCCAUUCGAGGUCGAUGCGGCAAAGCUUUCUAGAGACACUAGAGACACAAUGCCGUCUUUUGCAUAGGACACUCGAUACUCUGUAACAAGCUGCGACCAAGAGUACGCCGCGUAUCAGGCGCAAUGACAUGUCCGCUAGGGUUCGCACCUCAGCUUACG
Molecule: messenger RNA, 414 nt
Organism: Punctularia strigosozonata HHB-11173 SS5
Lineage: Eukaryota; Fungi; Basidiomycota; Agaricomycetes; Corticiales; Punctulariaceae
Exons: 3
Coding region: 35-214 (59 amino acids)
Biological process (GO): translation
Cellular component (GO): mitochondrion; ribosome
Molecular function (GO): structural constituent of ribosome
Source: RefSeq, a predicted model, not a curated record